Molecule: messenger RNA, 606 nt
Organism: Anoplophora glabripennis (Asian longhorned beetle)
Lineage: Eukaryota; Metazoa; Arthropoda; Insecta; Coleoptera; Cerambycidae
Exons: 2
Coding region: 1-606 (201 amino acids)
Cellular component (GO): nucleus
Molecular function (GO): DNA binding
Source: RefSeq, a predicted model, not a curated record
AUGGAUAGAUAUGGAUUUACUGCGGCAGACAUUUGCAAUGUAGAUGAGACAAGAGUAUCCACUGUGCUGAAGCCAAAUAAAAUUGUAGCUGCCAAAGGAGCAGGCAAUGCUAGUGGAUGGGUUACAGACGAAGAAUUCUAUCAGUUUAUGCAACAUUUUAUAAAACAUGUGAAACCGUCCAUGGAGCGCCCUGUUUUGUUAGUGUUGGAUAAUCACUCCUCUCACUUGAACGUGGAGACACUAAAUUUGGCCAAAGAGAACGGAGUGGUAAUGUUGUCCUUUCCACCACAUUGUAGCCAUAAAUUACAACCGUUGGAUGUGUCAGUCUUUGGACCGUUCAAAAAGUAUUGCGCUGCUGCUCAAGAUGCAUGGCUACGAAACAACCCGGGUAAAACCCUUACUAUUUAUGACAUACCAAAAAUUGUCGCUGAUUCGUUGCCGUUUGCUCAGAUAAGUAUAAAUAUUGUCAACGAUUUCCGAAAGACGGGCAUCUUCCCGUAUAAUGCAAACAUUUUUGGUGAGGAUGAGUUUUCACCAUCAUUUGUAAGCGAUCGUCCUGAACCAGAAAUUAUCGAGCAGGAAAAAAACAUCCAGAGCAAGGUGUGA